This is a messenger RNA of Geodia barretti, 690 nucleotides long. The record is from the annotation of a GenBank genome assembly. NCBI's taxonomy places the organism in Eukaryota, Metazoa, Porifera, Demospongiae, Tetractinellida, Geodiidae.
AUGCAGGGUCCAUCUCUGUGCCUGUUUUCCUGGCUGGGGACUGUGGAGUACCUCUCUGCCCGCUCCCUUCAGGACUCGUUGGUCGGCCUCGUCCACGAUGGUGAGUCGCCCAAUACCCUGCUCAUCCUGGAGCACCCCCACGUCUAUACACGGGGCCGCCUGAGUCAAGCCGAACACCUGCUGAGCUCGGAAGAUGAACUUGCCGCCUCGGGCGUCCCGGUCCACGAUACGGACCGUGGCGGACAGGUGACCUACCACGGACCCGGACAGCUGGUCGGCUACCCCAUCAUCAACCUUCGGGACUGGAGCGGUGGCCCGCUCAAAUACGUCCGCACACUGGAACAGACCAUCGUGGACACACUGGCAGACUUCGGAAUACCCGCCCACACGGAGCAGGGACUGACCGGUGUCUGGACCACCGCCGGAAAGGUUGCGGCCAUCGGCGUCAAGAUCAGCCGCGGCGUAUCCUUCCACGGUUUCUCUGUAAACAUCAACACCGACCUUUCCUGGUACCGCCACAUCGUUUCCUGCGGCAUUGCGGACCGCCCCGUGACCUCAAUGUCCAGGCUGCUGGGCGAAAAAGUGGACCAGGAGGCGGUCAGAUAUAGCCUCGUUUACCGCUUCGGCCGCGCGAUGGGAAUGCGAAUGUCGGAAGUAUCGCCCAGCGAGUUCGUCUUGGCUGAAGAGUAG